Gastrolobium bilobum is the source of this 966-nucleotide messenger RNA. Its product is annotated as F-box/LRR-repeat protein 3-like. The record is from RefSeq and is a predicted model, not a curated record. NCBI's taxonomy places the organism in Eukaryota, Viridiplantae, Streptophyta, Magnoliopsida, Fabales, Fabaceae. Bases 1 to 867 code for a protein of 288 amino acids. Gene Ontology annotation, biological process: SCF-dependent proteasomal ubiquitin-dependent protein catabolic process. Gene Ontology annotation, cellular component: SCF ubiquitin ligase complex. The transcript is spliced from 3 exons.
AUGCUCCACCUCAACCAUUCACCAACAAAGAAGAAUAAGAACAACAACAACAACAACAACAACAUGGAACCAACAAUCACCAAUAUCUUCAACCUUCUAACAGAGGAACUCUUGUACAUGAUCCUUGACCACCUUGACGACGACCCUUUUGUCAGAAAAUCAUUCUCUGAGGUCUGCAAGUCCUUCAAAUCCCUUGAGUCCAACCACCGCAGAGCACUGAAGCCACGUCGCCUUGAAUUCCUUCCAAGAACCUUUCACCGCUACCCUUCAAUCUCGCGCCUCGAUUUCUCACUAUGUCCUUGCGUGGAUGAUGACAUGUUGGAUUCAGUAUCACUGGCAUGGAGCUCUUCCUUGCGGUCCAUUAACCUUUCUGGGUCGAGGACUUUCUUCACACAUGUGGGGUUGUCUUCCUUGGCUUUGAAUUGCUCAAACAUGGUUGAGAUUGAUUUGUCUAAUCGCACAGACCUAACUGACUCAGCUGCUAAGGCAAUAGCAGAAGCUUCAAACUUGGAGAGGUUGUCGUUGACAAGGUGUAAAUCAAUAACGGACAUGGGGAUUGGGCACAUAGCUGUUAAGUGUACUAAGUUGAAGUCUGUUGGCUUAAGAUGGUGUAUUGGUGUCACUGAUCUUGGGGUUGGUUUGAUUGCCAUAAAGUGCAAGGACAUUCGGAGUUUGGAUCUUUCUUACUUGCCGAUAACAGAAAAAUGUCUUUCUCAUAUCCUCCUAUUAAAACAUCUAGAAGAUUUGGUUCUUGAGCACUGCCUUGGCAUUGAUGAUGAGGGCCUUGCAAACCUUAAAGCAAGCUGCAAGUCAAUGAAGGAACCACUCAAGGAAUCCAUUGCACCUAUCCAUUUGAGCUAUAGUUGAGUGUGUGAAGAGUUAUUCCUCCUCUUAUUUUCGGAUUACUAUUCAUAGGAGGAGAAAAAGUGGGUUUUUGAUGGAGCUUUGCUUGGAGGUUAUUCUCUA